CUGCCCGCUGACGUCAGCAGCAGAUGGCAUGGUACCAGCGCUGGUCGUGGGCAUCGCUGUCACUUCUCAGAGCGAUCACGCACCGAUCCUGCAGAGAGAGAGAGAGACCCUCAUACUGCCGUCAGACUACGGAGCAGUGGCCAGGAGGAGCUGAAAAUGAGCAUCCCUCUCCAGCACUGAUUUCAGCUGACAACAUGUUGACUUUACCAAUUGAUGAAGUUGUGAUGAUGCCCGGAACAAACUUUGAUGAUGUUAGCGAAUCCGAGGAUAAAGAGUCGCAAACUUGUGCGGAGCAUGAGCAGUGUUCAAUUGAUCUCAACAACAUCACCCCGUCUGUAGAGUCAGACAGAGAUGAGAAUGGUAAGGAAGGCGAAGAGGAUGAAGAACAUCCCAAAAGGAGAGGACCCAGGAAAAAGGUGAUGACGAAAGAAAGGAUUGAACGAGUCAAACUGAGGAGGACUGAGGCCAACGCCAGGGAAAGAAAGCGGAUGCACGGUCUGAACAACGCCCUCGAUAACCUUCGCAAAGUUGUCCCAUGUUAUUCCAAAACGCAGAAACUGUCCAAGAUAGAAACACUGCGCCUCGCUAAGAACUACAUCUGGGCUCUGUCGGAGAUCCUGCGCAUUGGCAAGAGACCUGACCUGCUGACGUUUGUCCAAAACCUGUGUAAAGACUUGUCCCAGCCCACCACCAACCUGGUGGCUGGCUGCCUGCAACUCAACACGAGAAACUUACUGAUGGACCAGAACGGAGAUGGAGCACAUAUCGCCAGGUCACAGUUUUCCUCCAACCUCUACACCUAUCAAACCCCUGAUCUCGGCAGCCCCUCAGUACAGAGCCCAAUGGACCCUUCUUCCAAGUCCAUCAAACCCUACAGCUACUGUGGUGCUUACGAGUCCUUCUACCAGAACGCUUCUCCCGAGUGUGUGAGCCCACAGUUUGACGGUCCCCUCAGUCCUCCAAUUAACUUUAAUGGGAUUUUCUCCCUGAAGCAAGAAGAUCCAUCUGACUAUGUGAAAAAUUAUCACUAUGGCAUGCAUUAUUCUGCUGUGCCAGCCAGCCGUCCCUUUGGACAGAGCUACAUGUUCAGCCCAGCCAUGCGAUGUGUGGUGCCCACAGACAGUACAUUUCCUUACGAUUUCCAUCUGCGCAACGAGACACUUUCAAUGCAGGACGAAUUAAAUGCGGUUUUUCAUAAUUAAUGAGAAAAAUAGUGGCUCUACAGAUCACAAGUAAUUAAGAUAAAGCAGUGGGUGGUACAUUAAAUAAUUGAUACAAAAUUGUUUUUAACAGCACGACUGCACUCAUAUUCGAAUGUUACAUUAUGGCAGAGAAGCAAUAAUCGAAAAACUAUGCAAGUGAGUGAAUUAUAUAUUAGCAACAACCCCUCGAAAGGGUAAUAUACACCACAUGGGCCCUUCGUUACUUCUCGCGUACACUUUUCAUUUAACAUGAUAAUUUGUAAAUACUUUGACUUAGUUUCACAAACACGACAGUGUUUUUACAAGUGGACCGUCUGGCAGAUUAUCUGGUCAGUUUAUUUCAAUGGCCCUAAGAUGGAAGACGGGGCCUGUUAACCAUUUAGGCGACAUGUGAGUACUGAAGGAUCCACAGUACUGUACACAACGAGCCACACACAAAUUUCGGAGACACAAACAUUUUAAAUGUUAUCGAUUUAUUUUCUGUUGUUCGUGCCGGUGCAGCAUUGCCAGUUUUCAGCAAGAAGGGAAAGCUUCCUUCUACUGUGCACAUUGAUCGUUCAAAGAAAUGUCUACCUUUUAAUACACGUCGUAAAUAUGAUUUAUAUGGAAGAGACGUUUUAGAAAAUCACGGUUUGAAAACGCACCCACCGUUCUAAUUGAAUUAGUUUGAUCCAGACGAUAUUUAUUCAUACUCUUGUAGUGAAUUUAUUUUUGUAUGCGUCAUAUUUUGACGUAUGUAACAAACAGCAGUCACAAAGGAUUUGGGAGUGUGUAGUGAUGCCCGUGAGCAAGUUCAGAAAGGGUCACUGGCGAAGUAUUAAAGUGUAACCGUGUGCAAAAUUGUCCAAGUGUCUUACUAAUGCAUUAACAUACUUCCUGAGCUUAAGGAAGUAUGGCGUGAAUGAUUUGACAUAUGCAAUGAAAAGCCGGAUCGAUGAACGCGUAUUUUUAUGAAUUAUUCACCCUGUUCCCCUCUGAUGUGUGAAGUGAACGUCUCCCCCUUCCAAUAAACUCGUUUGGUUUCGAUCAAUUUG
Stegostoma tigrinum is the source of this 2236-nucleotide messenger RNA. RefSeq names its product neuronal differentiation 6a (gene neurod6a). The record is from RefSeq and is a predicted model, not a curated record. Lineage: Eukaryota; Metazoa; Chordata; Chondrichthyes; Orectolobiformes; Stegostomatidae. Bases 24 to 1202 code for a protein of 392 amino acids. Gene Ontology annotation, biological process: regulation of DNA-templated transcription; nervous system development. The transcript is spliced from 2 exons. Gene Ontology annotation, molecular function: protein dimerization activity.